Molecule: messenger RNA, 3693 nt
Organism: Drosophila navojoa
Lineage: Eukaryota; Metazoa; Arthropoda; Insecta; Diptera; Drosophilidae
Gene: aop
Product: ETS variant transcription factor anterior open
Biological process (GO): cell differentiation; regulation of transcription by RNA polymerase II
Cellular component (GO): nucleus
Molecular function (GO): sequence-specific DNA binding; DNA-binding transcription factor activity, RNA polymerase II-specific
Source: RefSeq, a predicted model, not a curated record
CAGCACCACCACCACCAACAACAACAAUUGCAGCAAUAAUAAUAAUAAGUUGAAUUUAUCGCUUGACAAAUCAAAACAUAACAAAAAGCCAACGAGGCGAAAUAAAAGUGUGGAAGAAAAGACGCCGCCACCGCCGCCGCCGACACCGACGUCGAGAAUCGAGUAACAAAGCAUAGAAUAGCUAAAUAACUGUGUAUGCCAAGUUUUCCUGUUGUGGCUGUUCUCUCUAUAUAAAAACGAAAUAAACAAAAAUUAGGCGAACAGAGCGCAACAAAAAAGAAUAAUAAAAAACAACAACAAGUAGUGUGCAAGCAAAAGUGAAAAGGAAGCAGUUUAUUUAUUGCUGUAUGUGUGUGUUUUCUACUUAAACGAAACGCGGGUGCAAAAGGGCCAGCAGCAGCAGCAGCAGCAAUAACAACAGCAGGGACCAGCACAAGUGCAUCGCUGUGCUUGUGUUUGUGUGUACGUGUGUGUGUGUGUAUGUGAGACGGAAGUACUUUGUGCUCUCUUUGUGGCUGUGCUCUUCCUCCACGAACGUCUCCAGAUUGCGCUCGAUUUGUUUUUGUGUUUUGUUAUUUUUUCGGUGUGCCAUUCCCUUUUGGCGCUGACAUUCGCUUUUUGCCAUGGCAAAUAAGAAAACAUAUACAAAACACUUUUGAAAGCAACCCGAAGCAACAGCGGUCAACACAGGAUUAACGUAACGUAACGUAACGCAGUCCACAGUCCGUACCCCGUCGCACUCUCUCUCUCUCUUGUCUCUUCACAAUGGCCACUUGACGUCGCGUCGCAGUAGCAGCGAACGACGACGACGCCGCAGCAGAACCAGGAAAUCGACAGCAAAGUGCAUGCAUUUACGUUGCGUGACGUUCACCAGACGUUACGUUACGUAGUACUGCUGCAGUUGUAGUUCAAGCGGGCGUCGAAGCAGUAGUAGGAAAAGAAGAAGAAGCGGCAGUUAGCAGCAGCAGCAACAACAAGUAUAACGCGCGUUCUCUGGAUCUGGACAAACAUAUCCGCUUCCGCGUUGAAAGCUUAUAAGAACAGCAAACUACAAACAGCAGAGACAACGGGUAUUACACCAACAACAACAGCAACAACGAAAUACGUCACGGCACAGUGGAGCAAAGGCAAACAGAUUAUUUUAAUCUAGUGGCGUUUGCAUGUCCAAAAUGAAAAUGCUUCCAGUACAGCUAUCACUGAAUCCGCUCAAUCCCGGCAUCUGGGGCGAUGUCAUGUGGCGCUGCCCCCCACCACCGUCCAGUCAGUUGGCUGAGCUCAAAACACAAUUGCCCCCAUCCUUGCCAUCAGAUCCGCGCCUCUGGAGUCGCGACGAUGUGCUCGUGUUUCUGCGCUUCUGCGUGCGCGAAUUCGAUUUGCCCAAACUCGACUUUGAUCUCUUCCAAAUGAAUGGCAAAGCCCUGUGCCUGCUGACCCGCACAGACUUUGGCCAUCGCUGCCCUGGCGCUGGCGACGUCCUGCACAAUGUGCUCCAGAUGCUGAUCAUCGAGUCGCACAUGAUGCAAUGGCAUCUGCCCAACAGUCCCGUCACGCCCACCGGCCGCUACCCGCUGUCCCCGCACAGCCACCCGCCGACGCCCACCUGGCCGCCCUUAAACGCUCCGCCCGGCGCCGACACCGGCGGCAGCAGCAAUCCCUUCCACAGCAGCAGCAGCGUGGCCGCCCACAUGGCCGCCCACCACUUCAUGGCGCCCAACUCGGUGACCCUCAGUCCACCGCCCUCCGUCGACUCGCAGGCCAGCAGUCCGCCGGAAUCGGCGUCGGGAUACUCGAGUGCCGGCGCCUCAGCAGCAGCCAUGAGCAGCGCUGUUGCCGCAGCGGCCGCAGCAGCGGCGGCGGCAGCAGCAGCCGUUGCCGGCUCCUCCAGUGCGAGCAGCACCACCAGCAAUGGGUCCACAUUGAACGGCUGUGUGCAGCCGAUGAAGGGCAUCCAGUCCAGUGCCAGCAGCAACCACUCCGACUCCGAGGAGGAGUACGCUGAGUCAGCCAACCAGAGCAACAACAACAACAACAACAACAACAGCAGCAGCAACAGCAACAACAGCAACAACAACAGCAGCAACGGCAACAGCAACAACAAAGCUCUGCCUCUGGCGCCACUCUCCUACAGCGCAGGCAGUCCGCCGGGCACGCCCAUUCACAAGGAUAUGAAACCCAACUGGACGCAGCAGCUGACCAACAGCUUCGUUAGCUCCUGGUCACAGCAGCAACAGCAGCAACAACAACAACAGCAGCAGCAGCAGCAACAACAACAACAGCAGCAGCAACAACAACAGAAGUUGACACUGGAGAAUGCAGCGGGCGCCAUUGUGGCUGCAGGCGGUGGCUCGAUAUCCGCCCCAACCACGCCCAGUUAUAUGUACAAAGCGAAGCGGGAGUUCUUUCCGGAGAACUCGGAGCCAAAUACGAACGGCCGACUCCUGUGGGACUUUCUGCAGCAGCUGCUGAACGACCGCAACCAGAAGUACAGCGAUCUGAUUGCCUGGAAGUGCCGCGACACGGGCGUCUUCAAGAUCGUCGAUCCCGCCGGCCUGGCCAAGCUGUGGGGCAUCCAGAAGAACCAUUUAUCGAUGAACUAUGACAAGAUGUCGCGCGCCCUGCGAUAUUAUUACCGUGUCAACAUCCUGCGCAAGGUGCAGGGCGAGCGGCAUUGCUACCAGUUCCUGCGCAAUCCCACGGAACUGAAGAACAUCAAGAACAUAUCGCAGCUGCGGCAGACGGCGACGGCGUCGGCGACGCCUGGCGAGCAGGUGGGCAGUCCGGCGGCCAGCAGUUGGAGUCAGCAACAGCAGCAGCAACAACAGCAACAGUCGCCCCAGCGUCCCGCAUCGCGAAAUGCUCAGCCCAUGGCACUGCCCACGGCAGCAGCUGUUGCUGCUGCUGCUGCGGCCGCUGGCUAUGGACCGCAGCCAACGUCGCCGCUCUUCAUGCACGCCUUUCACUUUUUGUCCGCUGCCGCCGCAGCGCCGCCGCCCAACUCACCUGGAUCCGUGGCCUGCCUGACUCCGGGCGCCGCCGCCUCAGCGCCUGGCGACAAAUUCCAAUUCCACCCGCUGAAGCUGGAGAGCGCCAACGACAGCGCCGGCGAGGAUCUGAAGCCCACGGACCUGAGCGUCAGCAGCAAGACUGCGAAUGCGAAUGCGAACGCCAAUGCGAAUGGCAAUGCGAAUGCGAAUCUGAACGAGGACUGCUAUCCGCUCAUACGCAAUGCGGAUGGCUUGACCACCAUUAAGCUGAUACGCCAGUCGGAGCACAAGGCGGAGGCAAGCGAGCAGCUGACGGCGGCUGCAGGUGGCAGCCACAGCGCUGCCAACUCACCUCGGCCCAUGGAUGCAGUCGACCGGGAGAGGGAGAGGGAAAGGGAACAGGAAAGGGAGAGGGAGAGGGAGAGGGAGCGAGAGCCACAAGCUGUGCCCAUGGAUAGUGAAUGCAAUGGCAGUGAGGAGGCGGCAUUUAGGCAUAUGCAUUAGGCUCCACACAGACACACGCCCACACCCACACACCCACACCCACACCCACCCCUUACACCUGCUCUAUGACAAUCAGCCACAAACACAAAACUUUACCUGAGCAACAUGAAAGCAGCUGCCUUAGGGGACCAGCCAACAGCACACUCUCACUCUCACACUCACACUCACACACUCAUUAAAUUGUUGUACAUACCAUACACACACA